Staurois parvus is the source of this 960-nucleotide messenger RNA. The record is from the annotation of a GenBank genome assembly. Lineage: Eukaryota; Metazoa; Chordata; Amphibia; Anura; Ranidae.
AUGGAUCUUCAAAAUCAAAGUUUGGUAACAGAGUUCACCCUAAGUGGUCUCUCUCAUUCACAUGGAGCUCAGGUCAUUUUCUUUGUUUUGUUUCUGGCUCUGUAUUUGAUGACCUUAUCAGGGAACCUUCUCAUCAUGACAGCAGUCCAUGCUGAUCUACGUCUGCGUUCACCUAUGUAUUUUUUUCUCAGCAACUUGUCUUUUUUGGACAUGUGUUACUCAACGGUUACCAUCCCAAAGAUGCUGGUUAAUGUCUUCUCAAAUCAAAAGACUAUCUCCUUUAACCAGUGCAUAUUGCAAUUAUUCUUCCUUCAUUUAUUUGGUGGCACAGAAUGCUUCCUUCUGACUGCCAUGGCAUAUGACCGCUAUGUGGCUAUCUGUAAUCCACACCACUAUGUGGCUAUCUGUAGUCCACUAAAGUAUCACAUUGUCAUCAAUUUCAAAUUUUGCUGUUGUCUGGUGGCAUGUACUUGGCUAGCAGGCUUCUUCCAUUCCUUUACCCAGGCUUUUCUCACCUACCAGCUGUCAUUCUGUGGUCCAAACAAGAUUAACCACUUCUUCUGUGAUAUCCACCUAGUAGCUGUACUUGGCUGUUCUGACACCUUCUUUAUUGAUAAAUUUAUUAUAGCAAACAGUGGGGUGUUUUCACUCAUGAACUUUGUGGUGUUGUUAUUCUCCUACCUUAGCAUCAUAACUACAAUCUUAAAGAUCUAUUCUUCAGAAGGGAGACGUAAAGAGUUCUCUACAUGUGCAGCCCAUCUCCUUGUUAUUACGUUCUUCCUUGGACCAGCCGUAUUUAUCUAUUUGAGACCACCAGUGAACAAUGCAGCAGACAAGUUGGUGUCUGUGUUGUAUACAGUACUGACACCUCUACUAAAUCCUAUUAUCUACACAUUAAGAAACCAGGAGGUCAAAAAUGCUAAAACCAUUUGGAAAAUCUUUGGGAAUCUUUCAUCAUAA